AUGGAGGCGGGGCCUAGCUCAGGCGCAGACAACAACCAACACGACGACGAUGAUCCCUUGUUGGAGCAGAUGAAUAUUAUAAGGGGAUACAUCAAGGAAGCCAGGAAGGAGCUUAGGUUUGAAGAGGUUGGUAUUAAAUUAGUGAUGAUACAAAUGGAGCGCGAGCGCAUGGCGCGUGAACCAGUUUUGGAGGCGGGGCCUAGCUCAGGCGCAGACAACAACCAACACGACGACGAUGAUCCCUUGUUGGAGCAGAUGAAUAUUAUAAGGGGAUACAUCAAGGAAGCCAGGAAGGAGCUUAGGUUUGAAGAGGUGGCGAUAUUAGAAGCGAAUCUGAAAGAACUGAAAAAAGAAUAUCAAUUCCAGAAACUCUCAAGCAAAUCCUAGUCAUUUCAAGAUUAUUAUGUAAGCUUUAGCAAAUAUUUUUUAAAUAUUUACUU
Molecule: messenger RNA, 440 nt
Organism: Ostrinia furnacalis (Asian corn borer)
Lineage: Eukaryota; Metazoa; Arthropoda; Insecta; Lepidoptera; Crambidae
Exons: 2
Coding region: 1-387 (128 amino acids)
Source: RefSeq, a predicted model, not a curated record